AUGUCGUCCCCGUCACCAUCACCGUCGAGAUGCAGUACUCCAGCAGAUAAUACCAACAACAACGCUAUCCCCGACUCUGCCGACCAUGAACCAGACAUCCCACUCACCCUAGCCUCGUCCAUGAUCCUUACCUCUCUGCCUCGCGACGCAGCCACCGCGCUCUCUACUGCGGGUGACUUCCCUAAGCCCAAAGUAGCCGUACAUUUCAAAGCCGUGGGCAGUGCGCCGACGCUCAGGAAGCAGGUCUGCAGUAUCUCAAGCUCGCAGCGCUUUGAAGUCGUGGUUGCAUAUCUGAGGAGGGUGUUGAAAGUCGGCGAGAUGGAUAGCGUGUUUUUAUAUGUCAAUUCUAGUUUUGCCCCGGCACUGGAUGAGAUUGUGGGAAAUUUACAUAGGUGCUUCAAGGAUUCCAAGGAUCAACUCAUUGUCACGUAUUCAAUGACACCGGCAUUUGGAUGA
Messenger RNA from Cadophora gregata, 456 nucleotides. It is a transcript of the gene ATG12, whose product is annotated as Ubiquitin-like protein. The transcript is spliced from 2 exons. The coding region runs from base 1 to 456 and encodes 151 amino acids. Gene Ontology annotation, cellular component: phagophore assembly site membrane; Atg12-Atg5-Atg16 complex; cytoplasm. Gene Ontology annotation, biological process: C-terminal protein lipidation; nucleophagy; autophagosome assembly. The record is from RefSeq and is a predicted model, not a curated record. Lineage: Eukaryota; Fungi; Ascomycota; Leotiomycetes; Helotiales; Ploettnerulaceae.